This is a messenger RNA of Talaromyces atroroseus, 834 nucleotides long. RefSeq lists its product as hypothetical. The record is from RefSeq and is a predicted model, not a curated record. Gene Ontology annotation, cellular component: endoplasmic reticulum; lipid droplet. Gene Ontology annotation, biological process: phosphatidic acid biosynthetic process; triglyceride catabolic process. Lineage: Eukaryota; Fungi; Ascomycota; Eurotiomycetes; Eurotiales; Trichocomaceae. The coding region runs from base 1 to 834 and encodes 277 amino acids. The transcript is spliced from 3 exons. Gene Ontology annotation, molecular function: triacylglycerol lipase activity; acylglycerone-phosphate reductase (NADP+) activity.
AUGACCAACAACGGCUCAGUUCUCAUCACCGGCUGCAGCGACGACGGCAUCGGUUACGGUCUAGCAGUUACCUUCCAGCGGCGUGGAUACCAUGUCUUUGCCACUGCUCGCAAUGCCGAUAAGAUGUCCAAAUUGCAGGGUCUUGACAAUGUGACUCUGCUCACCCUCGACGUCACCAAUCAAGCCCAGAUAGCUGCCGCAGUACAAGCUGUUCGCCAGCGCACAAACGGCACACUGGAUUAUCUGAUCAAUAACGCCGGCCGCAACCAUUUCAUGCCUAUUCUUGAUGAGAAUCUAGAUGUCGCAAGGGACAUAUUCGAAAUUAAUGUCUGGGGCCCGGUGGCUGUGACCCAGGCUUUUGCGCCGAUGCUGAGACAGGCUAAAGGGACGGUGGUCUUUAUUUCUUCAAUCUCGGGCUAUAUUAAUGUUCCAUAUAUGGGCACGUACGCCGCAUCUAAACGCUCUCUUGAACUCAUCGCGGAGACUCUCCGUCUUGAAUUGGCACCAUUUGAUGUCAAGGUUCUCUCUGUCGUUACAGGCGCGGUUCGAACGAUGGGACAGACAUAUUUUGGAGAUUUCAAGCUCCCGGAAGAUUCUUUAUACAAGUCUAUUGAAGAUGCUGUUGCUGUUAGGGCUCGUGGUCAGGAUGGGAAAGAAAGAAUGAAUUUAAUGGUGUAUUCGAAUGAGGUGGUAUCCAGAAUUGUUCAAGGUGAGACAGGCAAGUUUUGGUUCGGAGAACGUGCCGAGUCAAUCAAAUAUGCAGUCAGUCAUGUUGAGAGUUCGGUCAUGGAUGGCGCUUUUAUCCAGGAUAGCUCUCUUGACAAGCUCAAGUAG